Molecule: messenger RNA, 9766 nt
Organism: Cheilinus undulatus (humphead wrasse)
Lineage: Eukaryota; Metazoa; Chordata; Actinopteri; Labriformes; Labridae
Gene: myo9aa
Product: myosin IXAa
Exons: 46
Coding region: 542-8689 (2715 amino acids)
Biological process (GO): intracellular signal transduction
Cellular component (GO): myosin complex
Molecular function (GO): GTPase activator activity; ATP binding; protein binding
Source: RefSeq, a predicted model, not a curated record
AGAGCUUGUUAAGCUAGCUGUUCAUAACUGAUAAAGUUAACCGCGAACUACUGGUUAAGCUAGCUGUUGAAACACUGUUUUGUUAUGCACUCUAAUGUAUCAUAAAGUAAACGGAUAAAUGAAACAGGAAUUAUAGGCUAAGUGUAAUUUGAUAUCAACAAGCUAGCUGUUCGUAACCAGCUGUUCAUCUCCUUUUAAGAUAGCUGCUAGCACCUGGAUAGGCUAACAACAUUACACCAGGGAAAUGCAGCAAUGCAGGCUCUUCCAAGUGACAUCACAUCGAAGGAAGCACUCCUGCAAUGACUGCCCUAAAUAACGGUUAAUUUCAUACCUGAUCAAUGGAGGCCUUUGGGGCUCAAACUGACGUAUAAAUAUGAACCACCUGGAGAUCCUGGAGGAGAAACCUUGGCAGCUGCUCCUGAAAUCAAUUAGGCACAACAUUCAGGAAGAAUCGCGUGGUGAUGUCUUGAGUCGUGACUUUCCAGCCCAGUGAAGGACGUGCCAGUGCCGAGCCGCUGCUAAUGGGAACUCCUGCUCCGCCAUGAGUACCCGUGAUGGCGUUGGCAGCAUGGGCACGCUUGGCCGGCGGCACCGCUAUGAGAACUCAGAGUUCACAGUACGCAUCUACCCCGGCGCCCUGGCCGAGGGAACCAUCUACUGCCCCAUCAGUGCCCGCAAGACCACCACAGCCGCUGAGGCCAUCGAGCGUGUCAUUGAGCGCCUGGAGCUCGACCGCACCAAGUGUUAUGUUCUAGCCGAGGUGAAGGAAUUUGGCGGGGAGGAAUGGAUUCUGAACCCAUGCGACUGUCCUGUCCAAAGGAUGAUGCUCUGGCCCCGUGUGGCCCUAGAGCACCGGCCGCUAUCUGGCGGCGAGGAUUACCGCUUCCUCCUGAGGCAGAAGAACCUGGAUGGCUCGAUCCAUUAUGGCGGCAGCCUCCAGAUGUGGCUGCAGGUCACAGAGGAGCGCAGGCGCAUGAUGGAGCGAGGACUACUACCACAGCCGGAGGCUCAGGGAGACCACGCAGAUCUGUGCCGCCUGCCAGAGCUCAACGAGCGCUCGCUGCUGGACAACCUGCGCUCGCGCUUCCUCCAGGAAAAGAUCUACACUUACAUUGGAAGUAUCCUCAUUGUCAUCAACCCUUUUAAGUUCCUCCCCAUCUACAACCCCAAGUAUGUGAAAAUGUAUGACAAUCAUACAUUGGGAGAUUUGGAGCCACAUAUUUACGCCGUGGCAGAUGUGGCGUAUCACGCCAUGCUGCAGCGAGAGAGGAAUCAGUGCAUCGUGAUUUCUGGGGAGAGUGGCUCUGGGAAGACGCAAAGCACAAACUUUCUCAUUCAUCACCUGACCGCUCUCAGCCAGAAGGGUUUCGCCAGUGGAGUGGAGCAGAUUAUCCUGGGGGCGGGGCCAGUACUGGAGGCUUUUGGGAACGCGAAGACGGCCCACAAUAACAACUCCAGUCGCUUUGGCAAAUUCAUUCAGGUCAACUACCAGGAGAGCGGCACGGUCAGAGGAGCUUAUGUGGAAAAAUACCUCCUGGAGAAGUCAAGGCUGGUCUAUCAGGAGCACAAUGAGAGGAACUACCACGUGUUUUAUUACCUGCUGGCAGGAGCGAGUGAAGAAGAGAGGACGGCCUUUCACCUCAAGAAGCCUGAAGAAUACCAUUACCUCAGUCAGAUGACAAAGUCAACCCACCAACUGCACUGGGACAGUUACUGUGACAGUGAACCGGAUUGUUUCACAGUGGAAGGAGAAGACCUGAAACAUGACUUUGAGAGGCUUCAGCUGGCCAUGGAGAUGGUGGGCUUCCUCCCUGCAACACGCAAACAGAUCUUCUCUCUGCUGUCGGCCAUCCUUCACCUGGGAAACAUCCGCUAUAAGAGGAAAACCUACAGAGAUGACUCCAUCGACAUCUGUAACCCCGAGGUGCUGCCGAUCGUCUCUGAGCUGCUGGAGGUUAAAGAGGAGAUGCUGUUUGAAGCUUUGACGACACGGAAGACAGUUACCGUUGGAGAGAAGCUGAUUGUUCCUUACAAGCUUUCAGAGGCUGGCACAGUGAGAGACUCCAUGGCAAAGUCUUUGUACAGUGCUCUGUUUGACUGGAUCGUCUUCAGGAUCAACCACGCUCUGCUUAACGUCAAGGACCUGGUGGAGACCACAAAGAUCUUGUCCAUUGGAGUGCUCGACAUCUUCGGUUUUGAGGAUUACGAGAACAACAGCUUUGAACAAUUCUGCAUCAACUUUGCCAAUGAGCGUCUCCAGCACUAUUUCAACCAGCACACCUUCAAGCUGGAACAGGAGGAAUACAGGUCAGAGGGAAUCAGCUGGCAUAACAUUGACUACAUCGACAACACCGGCUGCAUUAACCUGAUCAGUAAGAAGCCCACGGCCCUGUUCCACCUGCUGGAUGAAGAGUGCAAUUUCCCUCAGGCCACCAACCAGACUCUGCUGGAUAAGUUUAAGCGGCAGCAUGAGGGGAACAGCUACAUCGAGUUUCCUGCCGUCAUGGAGCCCGCCUUCAUCAUUCAGCACUACGCUGGCAAGGUCAAGUACGGCGUCAAGGAUUUCAGGGAAAAGAACACCGAUCACAUGCGUCCAGAUAUCGUGGCUCUACUGAAGAGCAGCAAAAACGCCUUCAUCUGCAGCCUGAUGGGCAUCGACCCGUCAGCCACUUUCCGCUGGGCGGUUCUCCGAGCUUACUUCAGAGCCCUGGUGGCUUUCAGAGAGGCUGGGAAAAGACACACGCAGAAGAAGACUGGGCAUGAUGACGCUGCUCCCUGUGCAGUUUUGAAAAGUGUGGAUAGUUUUAGCUUUCUCCAGCACCCUGUGCAUCAGAGAAGCUUAGAGAUCCUGCAGAGAUGCAAAGAGGAGAAGUACACUCCAGAUGACAGUGAAAAUGUUGUUCAAAGUGAUGAAACUGAAAACGGUGUGACCAGGAGGAGUCCGCGUACGCCGCUGUCUGACCUUCAGGGGAGCAACACCAUCAAUGAGAUGUCACCACGGGGUUCUCCGGGUCUCGGCUGGAAUGGGCGUUUGAGUCGACAGAGCCGUUUAUCGUCCGGCAGCUCCAACACAGAGGAAGAUGGCAUCUUUGUAAACUCUGCCAACAGCAAACUCCUGGAGAGAGCCCACGACAUCCUCAUGAGGAACAAAAACUACAAAUCUAAACCAGUUUUGCCCAAGCAUUUACUGAAUGUAAAGUCCCUGAAGUACCUCAGCAACCUGACACUUCACGACCGCAUCACGAAGUCGCUGCUUCACCUGCACAAGAAGAAGAAACCACCCAGUAUCAGCGCACAGUUCCAGGCCUCCCUCAAUAAGCUAAUGGAGACUCUGGGUCAGUCUGAGCCUUAUUUCGUCAAGUGCAUCCGUUCCAAUGCUGAGAAGCUGCCUUUAAGGUUUAAUGAUAACCUGGUGCUGAGGCAGCUGCGUUACACAGGCAUGCUGGAGACUGUGCGGAUCAGACAGUCAGGUUACAACAUCAAGUACAGCUUCCAGGAUUUUGUUAAUCACUUCAGUGUCCUGCUCCCAGUGAGCACCAAAGCCACCAGAGAGGGCAUCCAGAAGUGUCUGGACCAGCUGGACCUGCAACCAGAUGGAUAUCAAGUGGGAAAGACGAUGGUGUUUCUUCAAGAGUCUGAGCGUCAGCGACUGCAGGCCUUACUGCAUAGAGAAGUUCUCAGACGGAUCGUCACUCUGCAGCGGCGAUUCAGAGCCCGGCUGGAGAGAAAGCAGUUUGUCAGGAUGAGAGAGGCAGCGAUCUGCAUCCAGAAAUGGUGGCAUUCAUACCGGCCCAUUGAAGAAGAAGAGGAAGAAGAGGAGGAGGAGGAAGAAGAAGAGGCUGAGGAGGACAUUUCUGUCCAGCAGGAGGCAGCGUUGUGUCUGCAGGCUCACUGGCGGGGUUACAGGGAUCGUCAGAGGUUCAAGCUGUGGAGGGAAGCUGCUCUGGUGCUGCAGAGAGCGUGGCGAUCAUGGCUCUCAAAGCGCUGCUCAGCGGCUCUGGUUAUUCAGACGGCCUGGCGCUGUCAUCAAGCCAGAGAAGCUUACCUGCAUCUGUACGGAGCUGUGGUAAAUCUACAGGCGUACGGCAGAGGAUACCUCGCUAGACAGAGCUUCAAAAAACUGAGAGAUCAGAGACUAAAAGAAAGAAAGGAGCAUGAAGAGAAGCUGCUUCAGCUGCAAAAUGGCCAGGUGAGUAUUUCUCCAGAGGAAGAGGAGGAGAGGAUCAUGGGAUUGGACCUCAGUACAUUUCAGGAUCCUUUCUACCAACAGCGGGAAAGGAGCCUCCAAAUCCUCAGCAGCCAGGAGGUAGCACAAAAAGAGGAGGGAGAAAGUAGAGAGCAUGCUAAGAUGGUGGAAAAUAUCCCGAAAUUGGAAACUGAAGCGAUUCAGACCGCUGCUGUGAUGGUGCGAGAAAGAUCCAGGACUGUAGACGAGCCCAGCCAGAUGUCUGCACGUGCUAAGAGGGAGAGCCGACGGAUGAGGGAACUGGAGCAAGCCAAGUUCAGCCUUGAGCUCCUUAAGGUGCGGGCGACGAGUGGAGGAGCGUCAUCGCCUUCUGAAGAGCGGCGCUGGUCCGUGGAGCUGGUGCCGUCGCUUACGCCGCCCCUUCAUUCACCUCAGGGCACGCCUGACAGCCAGAGCUCCAAGGGCAGCUUUGAGCUUCUAAGCAUGGAAGACGAGGCUCCAAAGGCUGUAGAAGAGGUGACGGACAGCGAAGAUGCCUGCUCGCCUCCUCCUUCACUCGAUCCUGAACCACAACCUCAUGUAGAAGAGGUUUCAAAAAGUCCUAAACCAACUGAACCACACAGGACAGAGGUUUCUGAAGCUGUUGUUCAACCAGGUAGUGAAAGCCAGAAAGAAACCGGGCCUACACCCCCGUCUUCCCCAACACAUCCGCCCAAAACCGAGAUCUACCUCCCUACGUUUAACGCCCCGACUAACGAGGGCAGCACGGUCGUCUCUGCUGGUCCUGCAGUAGAAGACCAGCCAAGAUCAGAGCCAGCUGUCUCUGUAACCACUACCACCAUCACAACCACUGUUACCAAACCUGCCAAGGAAAGGAAAGAAUCAACACGGCGACCAGUGGUGGUGGUCAUCAGCAUGCAGAAAGAAACCCCGUUAAGUGAGGAGCUUACUGACAUCAUCCGUCCCCCAGUGGAGGUACGAGAUUCUGCAGCCCAGACGGGGGAUUUAACACCAUCACCACAAAAACCCCAUCCAGCUCCGGUGCCUCAAAGUCCCGUCCCCGCUCCUACAUCUGUCCUCCAAGCUGACCCCGCCGUCUUGGAGAAACUGGUGCGACUGAACGAGGAGAAGGAAGUACGGCAGAGAAAUCAACAGCAGCAGAACGAGAAGGAGAUGAUGGAGCAGAUCAGGCAGCAGAAAGAAGUCCUGGAGCGACAGCGGCUGUUCUUUGCUCAGUACGAGAGGGACAUGUUUGAGAAGCAGAGGGGAGAAGCUCUGAACAGGAUCCAGAAGAGUCGACAAGUCGGACAAGAUGUAGGCGGAUCUGCAACAUCCGUGAAGCCGCUCAGACCCAGCUCGCUGCUGAUUGAAAGGACAGCAGGACUCGCUCCUCAUGCAAGGACACAAUCAGACUCUACGCCCCCUUUAGUGCACUCUCCCCCAGCCAUAGAGAUCCAGGGACAAACGUCCCACCCACAGCUGCCUCCACCGCCGGCCUCUGUUCCCAGAGAGAGACGCAGGCCUCCUGCAGAAGGAUGGGCACCAAAACUCACCCUGGAGACCAAAGAUGGAGGAACAAGGGUGAAAACAGCAGCCAAGAAGCCUCCGAGUAAUCAAGGCACCGCAGUCAAUAUGAAGGACAAAACCGGCAACAUCUUCUUCUCUCCAAAGGACAAAGUCACAUUUACAAAGUUUGAUAGUGAAGCUGUUACUAAAGAAACACCUGCAGCCGCUCCUAAAGAGGGAGCUACAUCAGUUUCAAAGCCGUCUAAAGGAUCAAAACCUCGGGAUGUCGGCAGAGUGGGCCAAAAAAAGAAAGCCAGAAUGGCUCGGACCCGCUCCGACUUCCUCACCCGCGCCCCCAUCCUCUCAGUGGGGGGCGACACCGAUGAGGAAGACAAUGUUGGUGAAAGUCCCCGCAGCCCCCGUCAUUACACCCUCCCACUCCCCAAACAGAUCUCAACGGAGGCGGGCUUAGGAGAGUCCUGUUUCAGUGACUCAGACAUGCCUGUGAGCCCUGAAGAGUCAAAGAAAAUUCACAAAGUCAUGUCUUCAGGAGAUUUGGGCAAAUCAGACUCACUGCGCAAGAGCUCACAGGAUGGAAGCAGAGUUCGUGGAAAGAUGCGUUUCUGGGGAAAGACGAAGUACGGAGAGAAGAAGACGUCCAGAGAAAAGCUGAUUUGUGGGGCCGAUUCAAUGGAUGGAGAAUAUGGAGACACUGGACCACUGCUGGGAGAGGGUCAGGAGAACAUGUCGCCCCCGUGCAGUCCUGAUCUCACGUUGGAUCGGGGGUUCAGAGACCUGAAGGAGAACAAGGAGCCGUCUCCUAAGGUGAAGCGGCGGCGCAGCGUGAAGAUCAGCAGCGUGACUCUGGAGCCGGCUCAGUGGCAGAACGACUCGCUGCAGAUCCUCACCUGCACCAACGACUACAGGAGCAUGAACGACUUCCUGAUGAAGAAGAUCAAUGACUUGGACACAGAGGACAGCAAGAAGGACACCAUGGUGGACGUCGUCUUUAAAAAGGCUUUGAAGGAAUUUCGCCUCAACAUCUUCAACUCUUACUCCACAGCGCUCGCUAUGGAUGAUGGUAAGAGUAUUCGCUACAAAGACCUGCAUGCUCUGUUUGAGCAAAUCUUGGAGAAGACCAUGAGACAGGAGCAGAGGGACUGGAGGGAGUCUCCUGUCAAAGUUUGGGUCAACACCUUUAAAGUUUUCCUGGAUGAAUUCAUGACAGAGUACAAACCUCUGGACAGCACGCUCAGCAAGCAGGCACCUAAACCUGAACGUAAAAAACGGAGGAAAAAGGACACUGACAUUGUGGAGGAACAUAACGGCCACAUCUUCAAAUCCACUCAGUACAGCAUCCCCACAUACUGUGAAUACUGCUCCUCGCUCAUCUGGAUGAUGGACCGGGCCUGUGUGUGCAAAUUGUGCCGUUACGCCUGCCACAGAAAGUGCUGCCAGAAGACGACCACCAAAUGCAGUAAGAAGUUUGAUCCAGAACUUUCCUCCAGACAGUUCGGAGUUGAAGUUUCUCGUCUCACUAAUGACGAGAGGACGGUGCCGUUGGUGGUGGAGAAGCUGAUAAACUACAUAGAGAUGCAUGGCCUUUACACUGAAGGAAUAUACAGAAAGUCAGGAUCCACCAACAAGAUUAAGGAGCUCAAGCUGGGACUGGACACAGAUGUGGAAAGCACCAAUCUGGACGACUACAACAUCCAUGUCAUUGCAAGUGUUUUCAAGCAGUGGCUCAGAGAGCUGCCCAAUCCUCUGAUGACUUUUGAGCUGUAUGAGGAGUUUAUCCGUGCCAUGGGUUUGCAGGAUAAAAAGGAAACAAUCCGAGGAGUAUAUUCAGUGAUCGACCAGCUAAGCAGAACUCACCUAAACACUCUGGAACGCCUCAUAUUUCAUCUUGUCAGGAUUGCCUUGCAAGAGGACACAAACCGGAUGUCAGCAAACGCCUUGGCUAUAGUUUUUGCUCCCUGUAUCCUGCGCUGUCCCGACACCAUCGAUCCUCUGCAGAGCGUCCAGGACAUCAGCAAGACCACAGCGUGUGUAGAACUUAUCAUCUGUGAGCAGAUGAAUAAAUACAAAGUACGGCUAAAGGACAUCAGCAGUCUGGAGUUUGCUGAGAAUAAAGCCAAGUGCAGGCUGACCCUCAUCAGACGAUCAAUGGGGAAAGGUCACGUACAGCGACUGAGCUACCACACACCCUCGCCUCCAGUCAGCCCCCGGCUGCCGUAUGUGCCUGACGCUGUGAUAACUGAGAGCGACGGUGAAGAGAGAGCCGACUCUUUCCCAGAGAUCUCCGAGCAUCAGCAGGCGGCCAUGCAGCAGGAGGAGAGAGUGUUGACUGAGCAAAUUGAGAACCUGCAGAAAGAAAAAGAGGAGCUGACCUUUGAGAUGCUGGCUCUGGAGCCUAGAGCCUCAGAUGAUGAGACCCUGGAGUCAGAGGCCUCUAUCGGUACCGCUGACAGCUCUGAAAACCUCAACGUGGACUCUGAAGGAACCAUUUCUGACUUCUCUGAGAGAGGUCCAAUGGUGACUUCGCCCUGGCCUCGAAGGUCGGAUGUACAAAGCCCUAGAAGACGUGCUCUCCGCCGUCAGCCUGACUCCGUGGACUCUGUGGACUCCUGCUCGAGCGUUUCCUCCUAUUCCUCCUCAUCACACUUUCAGCCAACAUCCUCUGCCACUGGCCGGCGCUUUCGUUUUAACAACAGGUCUCCCUCAGGUUCUGCUCAGGCUCAGGCCCUAAAUGCAUCUCAGACUUCUCAAUCAGACAGCACAGACAUGAGCCCGACAGGAGAGCAGGACGCCUUGUACGAUGACGUGCCGCAGUUUAUUAGUAGAGGCACUUUCAAUCCAGAGAGGGGCAAACAGAAACUUAGGGGGGCCAAGCAUUCAACCACGAGGCACUCCAGAGAGGGUGAAGGCCCUGGCAGGGACCCUUCAGACAUACCACAGCAGAUGGUUUUGUAUGGCAAUAAUGAAUUCAUGGUAUGAAGGACACUGGGACACCAAAGCACUCCCCUUUUUAUCUCCCUGGCAGGAAUAUAAGCUCUCAAUGGGAGGUAAUGCAGUGGUGACUGAUCUCCAACCUUCAAAGCAUUUUUGCUUAGCCUUUCUUUGUUGAAGUCUGCAAAGAAGUCUCCCCAAGUGCCGUGUACAGUGUUACUGCAGGGGGUUUGUUUGAUUGAGGGACAGAUCUCGGUGAGAGGGCUCCUCUUCUGUGGACUAAACUGCCAUCCAUGCUCUCACAGUGCCUUGGCAGCUUUUUACCCAGCACCAAGAGGAGACGCACUGAGCCGGAGGACAGAGAAAAGGGAAUGUUGGACCAUUUGGCAUCAGGGAGCUGGAAAGCUAAGGCAGUGUAUUACAGAAGAGAAGAAGAAAUCAGGCAACGUGAGGCAUCACCGAUGUUACAGUGAACCUUAAGCUCACAAUUAUUAGCUGCUUUCUGAGUUUACAGUUCAUAACAAUCAGUGUCAGCAGUGGUUGCCCUGUUAUUACAAAUUUAUUUUCCCUUUUAUUUAAUAAAUUUUAAUGUCACAGAAAUCUUUAUAGCAUAUAAUAUACAGGUAUAAAUACUGUACAAAGCCGGAACACCAGCCUCCGCUGGGUAGUUGAAGUCAGAUAUUUAUCUUUUUUUUGAGUAUCAUGGGCUGAGGAUGUACGGAUUUGGGCAGUGGAUGAUUCGUAUGAGUGUAUGAGUGCUCAUGCUUGAUUGUGUGUACGUGUGAAAAAGAGAAAACCACUCAAUGUGUUUUAAGUUUUUGUGCUGCUUUUUUCCCCCUUACAAGGGAAAUACCGCCAUCAAAGGGACCAAUCAGCUGGCGUGUAUUCCAGCCCAGGGGAUCCCAGCUCUGUAAAGAAUGUUAUAUGUGUAUUAUAAAAGCCCUGCAUUCACUGCUAAACAGCCAUACAACAAAUGUAAUGUACAGUUAAGGUCAUAUGUACAGUAUAGUGGACAAAUGCCAUUCUGUUAUUGAACUCUGUUGUUACCCCUCUGCUCUCAAACCCACCCCCCAACUCCUGUUCCAAAAGUGUUUGCUCAAUAGCAACCAAACAAGAACAAAAUCA